Papilio xuthus (Asian swallowtail) is the source of this 5475-nucleotide messenger RNA. RefSeq names its product WD40 superfamily protein Tusp (gene Tusp). The record is from RefSeq and is a predicted model, not a curated record. NCBI's taxonomy places the organism in Eukaryota, Metazoa, Arthropoda, Insecta, Lepidoptera, Papilionidae. Gene Ontology annotation, molecular function: protein binding. Bases 143 to 4303 code for a protein of 1386 amino acids. The transcript has 15 exons.
UUCUAAUGCAACAUAUCGGAAAAUGUGCUUGCUGAUUGACUCAGAAAAAUACACAAGUAUAAUCAAGGCAGUAUUUAAACUCGAUUCUCAUUCUGUACAAUAGCGAUGUCUCAAGUCGAACAGGUGUGAAAACUACUCCAAAAUGCAUCUUCAUUUCGAGCGUAAUGUUAACGCUAAAUGCGAUUGUACUAUACUGUCGUUGUCGUGGAUGGGAAAGGUGCCCGACGAGUUGCCCGAGGAGGAAGGAUGGAAGCUGAAUCGUAACAAUUACUACCAAGAGGGUUGGUUGGCGACGGGCAACGUGCGUGGAGUAGUCGGCGUUACUUUCACGUCUUCACACGCGAGACGGCCACACGAACUGCCUUUGCGUACAAACUACAAUCUACGCGGACAUAGAUCUGAUGUAAUUCUGGUGAAAUGGAACGAGCCGUACCAGAAGUUGGCAUCGUGCGACAGUUCAGGAGUGAUCUUCGUGUGGAUCAAGUACGAGGGUCGCUGGAGCAUCGAGCUUAUAAAUGACAGGAGCACACCUGUCACUCAUUUCUCCUGGUCCCAUGAUGGUAGGAUGGCACUUAUUUGUUAUCAGGAUGGCUUCGUGUUAGUGGGAUCAGUGGCGGGUCAACGAUACUGGUCAUCGAUGCUGUCGCUAGAUGCGAGGAUCACAUGCGGCUGCUGGACACCUGACGACGGCCAAGUGUAUCUCGGCACCGCCUCCGCUCAGCUCGUCGUCAUGGACGUGCACGGUGCCAUGGUGUCACAGGUGCAAUUGGUAGCUGAAGGAGGGAUAACGUCGAUGGCAUGGUCUUGCGAGAAGUUCAAGAUGGAAGAAGGCGAGGAGGGGAGCGAAAGCAGCGGUGGCCACGUGCUGGCCGUUGCGUUGGGCAACGGCGAGAUAGUGUUGCUGCAUGGCCACGAUGACGUUAGCCCAGUGCGUGUGACUACUGGUCUCAGAGGCAACACACUGGCCAUGGAGUGGGCUAAUUCACGGGAGCUGCUCGCAGUUGCGGGGACGUUGAACGCAGAACCCAACGAGGCUGCAGACGCGCCUCCGUUUAACAAUGUGGUCAAGUUCUACUCGGACACGGGGGCGCUCAUAUACACUGUUCCGAUACCAUACACGCAGGCUCGAGUAAGUGCUCUGACGUGGGGUCACGCGGCGAGGCGGCUGUUCGUGGGCGUGGGCGGCGCGGUGUGUACGGCGCGAGUGUGGCGUGCGGUGGCGCCACUGCAGUUGCUGGCGCGCGUGCGGGCCGCGCAAGCGCUGCGACACGCGCGCCUCGCCGCUGCCCUGCCUCUCCCUCCCCGUCUCCAGCCUGCUCUCGCCAGCCUCUUCGCACAUACAAUACGGUGCAACGUGCCUGAGGCGAGCGAGCUGCGGCGGUUCGUGUCGCGUCCCCCGGGCGGGCGACUGCACUGCACUAUGCUGCGACACGACGACGAGGAGGCGGGAGCAUACACGCUCUACCUGGAGCACCUCGGCGGCCUCGUGCCACUGCUCAAAGGCCGUCGCACCAGCAAGAUACGCCCCGAGUUCGUCAUAUUCGAUCCACAGGCUGAAGUGUGCACUGAUGUCGCUGCGGGCGCAGUGAGCAGCAGCAGCAGCAGCAGCAGCGGCGCGGGGCUGGCGGGCGGCUCCCCCGCGCCCCGCACGCCUCGCCCCGCGCCCCCCACACCCCGCACCCGCACCCUGCCCGUGCAUCACUCCUCCUGCUCCUCUGACAGCGAGAGAGAAGACGGUUGUACAGGAUCUCCCAGACUACAACGUCGCAGGCGCGCUCGAGAGAGGCGCAAGGCCAGGAAAUCCGGAGAAAAGGACGACCCGCCUGACGAACUCGCGUAUAUUGACUCCUUGCCUGAGGAUGUUCGUUUAGUUGAAGUCACAUCGAAUAUUUGGGGCACCAAAUUUAAAAUGCACGGGCUGGCUAAAAAUGUUCCUGCAAACUUAGGUCAAGUCACUUACAAAACGUCUUUGCUUCAUUUGCAACCGAGACAAAUGACACUAAUGAUAACCGAAUUACGGGACGACUAUCCCCUAGAUCCCGAUCCUAAUUUUAACCCAAACAUAUUUUCCGAAGACGAGGAAGAAGUUUUUCAAUCAAAUGACUCGAGUUCGCCUUCCCAUACAAAUAAUAACAUUAGGCGUAAAUUAACUAUCAACGACCGAAUCAAUAAUUCAAAUAAUGUUAUAUCUCAAAAUGAAACCUAUUCUAGUAAUAACAAUAACUCGAACCCGUCUAUAGCGCGAGCGGAAUCGUACGACGAAUUCCCAUACAUAGAUACAAAUGAUUCCGUCAACAACGUGUCGGAGAGCGUGUACUCGACGCCUUUACGGCACCCGGCGCCGGCGCCGGCGCCCGAACGGCGAAUGAACAACGCGGCGGCGGUCUCCAACCGGCAUGCAAUCUCCCCGCUCAGAUGCGAGAGCUCAGUUCCUACCCUACAGUCCCCAAAGAACGCUGUCGCACCGACAGAUAUCAUUUUCGAAAGACCUUCCCCGCAAACGGUAACUUGCGGAGGUCGCGGAGAUUUCUGCGGCGGCAGAACGGAUUACAGUGUUCGCAGUGAUAACGUUACCCUAAAAAAUAAUAUGCCAAGCAUCGAACAACAAUCCUUCAAUUUAAACCUUAGCGUAGAACCGAGUAGGCAAGUUACAAUCAAAAAAUGCGAUAGCCACGUUUCGGACAACUGUCUCUCCAAGUUGCGCAAAAACAUUUGCAACAGGGGUGAAUCGGCGUCAUUUGAAGUUAAUACUAGAAUACUGAAAUCUUUGUGUAAUAAAAACUUCGAGCACGAGGUUCACCCGGACGCCAUGACGCGGCGCGCGGAUAACAUAAAAAAUCUUCAAAAGGGUGAAGAUUUAAAAUUCAUCGACGAGGAAACACCCAUAGAAACCAUGAUAAACAAUUUGAGCGAGAGACCUCGGGAGAUGAGGGUGCAGAGAACGACGACGGUGGUACCCAUCAGCCCGGUGUGCGCCAGCGUGCCCGUCUACGACACGAUGACGCGCAGCUGCAGCGUAGGCUACCUGGAUCUCGUCGAUCCUCAAGUGCUGCGCGCUCACAGCAUCACCACCCUGCGUGGCGAGCAGCCCCGGAGACUAGUCUUGGUGAAUAACAAACGCCACAGAAGAGCGAGGCGACACUUUCGGGCGAACGACAUCAAGCAAAUGGAAACUAAAACGCCUAGCUUAAAGAAAUGUGGGAAAUCUCGGAGUCUCGAUUCCGGCGAGCUAUCGAUAACGGUGGAGAAGUGUAAGAGACAGUCCCGGGCCGACAGUAACCAGAGGAGCGAGGCGGCGUCGGCUCACUCGAGCAGCCGCUGCACCAGCACGGGGGAAGACAACAGCGGCACGAGCACGGAGGAGGGCGGGGCAGGGGUUAGGGGGCGGCGCACGCGGCGCGACUACCCGGUGUGCACGCAAUGUCGCCUCGUGUCGCCGUACGACCGGCGCGACGUGGACGCCGCCACCUACAUAUGCGUGGCGUGCAGCUCGCGUGCCGCCGCCCCACCCUCGCCUGCGCCACCGCCCGCACCCGUGCUCGCCACCGAUAGCGACUCCGACUACAGCAAGUAUUAUAGUUCACUAGAGCAAUUGGCGCUGCGGCUCCUGGCCGCUAGAGGUCGCGGUGUGCGUGGGGGCGGGAGCGGUGGUGGGGGAGGGGCGCGCGAGGUGAGCUCUGCGCCCGCAUCGCCCCGCCCCCAGCGGCCGCCGCGCGCGCAGCCCGCUACCGCAUCCGCCGCCUCACCUGCCUCGCCCGCCUCCCCGGCCAGCACCCGACGCACGCGGUACUCCUCGGCCUCGCCUAUACGACAACUGCUGAACUCUCCACUGCUGAACCGGCGACGCAACAAGAAGCCGUCGGAGAGCUCGGACGACGAGUUCUCCAACGGCUACAGCGAGGUCAACGGCAAGAACUACAGAGACCUCGAGAGCUUCCAGAAGGCACAGCUCAGGAACAAGCUGAAGCGUGCGGGGGGCGUGCCGUCGAGUGCGGGGGGCGGGGCCGGUGUUGGCGGAAGUGGGGGCGCGGGGAGCGGUGCGGGCGGUCAGGCGCGCCGGCAGCUGCUGAUGCACAACAAGGCUCCCAUGUGGAAUGAGAACAGUCAGGUGUACCAGCUCGACUUUGGCGGCCGCGUCACACAAGAAUCCGCCAAGAACUUCCAGAUCGAGUACCACGGGAAACAGGUGAUGCAGUUCGGUCGCAUCGACGGCAACGCGUACACUUUGGACUUCCAGUACCCAUUUUCCGCACUGCAAGCGUUCGCUGUCGCGCUGGCAAACGUCACCCAGCGCCUCAAGUAGACUACCGUCUAGCCGUAAUGUAGCUUAGAUCCCUUUUCCACUGAACUAAUAGUCGGGCGACUGCCGCGACAAUGGAAAAAGGGUCUUAAGAAACCACGAGUAGUAUAGCUAAUAACUUCUUGAUGGCCCAAUAAAUGUUGAAUACAAAUAAAAAAAGAUAUAAUCAAGCCUAGCACUACAUUGCAUAUAAUUCUGCUGCAUAAACUUCACAAGCUAUAUACUCAUAAUUAAUAAUAAUAGUUGGGCCUCAGAAGUGUAUAGGAAAUAAUAUUAAUAGUAAUAAAUAACAGAUGUAAUACAUUACUGGAAUAUGCUUUACAGUCGUGUCAACGGCGGACACCCAUCCAAGUAUUUUUACACAAACUUUAGAUAGGUAGCUUUGUAUAUUCAAUUGAGAUCGGAAUAAAGACAUACAAAAUAAUAUUAAGACAAUGAAACAUCCAAACCUAACCUAACCUAAAAAUAUGACAGAAUGAAACUAAGGAAAUAAAGUUAAAAUAAUGCCUUACCAAUAGUACACAAAUAUUGCAACCGUAUUUAUUGGAAUAGAUUAUAAAUAUUAAAGACUUUCACAUCAAAUUGUCACUCGUAAACUAAACUAGGGGCUAUCCUAGAAUAGGAAGUCUAGUCAGUUUGAAGAAAUAAGUUAAUUUUUAUUUCAAUUAUAACUAAUAUUUCGCAAAUUACGACUAAUUUUGUCUAGCAUCAAUCAUUAUAAUGUGUAACAUUGUCUGAGCAGUAACUUCCAAGUAAAAUCCAGUUAAAAAAUAUUUCGUUAUUUAAAAAAAAAUUGGGUCAUAAUUAAGACGCGUAAUAAUUAGUAGGUAGCAGGAAAUGAAAGUUUGUAUUUUUAGAGCGUAUUUUUAACUUGAUUUCAACUAUUUCACGUUUUUUAAAUGUUUAAUUUGAUUUUACAUAUUUAUUGUUGUGUAACUUUUUAAAUCGUUAUAUAUCAUAAUAAUUAAAUGUGAGUCGUGUGUUAAAUGUUAUAUGAAUUUGUAUUUUUUAGGUAAAUUUAUAUAUUAUUCGUAUUUCUAUGUACGAAAGCGCGAUAUUUGAAACGAAAUUGUAAUUGCACCGAUCUGCAACUUAAUACAUAUCUCGGUUAAUUAUAGAAAAGUUAAGAUAUUUAAUUAGUCUUUUCGUGUAUUUAAUUUUAAGACAGCACUUGU